Messenger RNA from Danio rerio (zebrafish), 1610 nucleotides. It is a transcript of the gene klf17, whose product is annotated as Kruppel like factor 17. NCBI's taxonomy places the organism in Eukaryota, Metazoa, Chordata, Actinopteri, Cypriniformes, Danionidae. Gene Ontology annotation, cellular component: nucleus. Gene Ontology annotation, biological process: positive regulation of DNA-templated transcription. The record is from RefSeq and is marked validated.
UGUCUGCCUCGGACUGAAUGAGAGUAAACACCUUCUGAGUUCCCUAACAUUUGCAACAUGGCUCUUGCAGAUGCGAUGUUGCCUUCGAUAAAUACCUUUUCAAACAACCACAUUUUAGACGAGAAGCAGUCUGAAAUAGUUCGGGACUGGAAAGUUGAUAUAGCAAAAACUAACCCAAGGGCUGGAGACGUGAGACCCCUUAUUGAGGUGGAGUUCAGCAUUGUCGAAUCUCCACCUUUGGCCAAAGACGAGGAUGAUCUUUCCAAGUUUUUGGAUCUAGAGUUUAUUCUGUCCAACACGGUCACGUCUGACAACGACAACACCUCAGCACCGCCGCCCGCCUAUUCCCUCCCGGAAUCACCGGAGAGCUGCAGCACCGUGUAUGACAGCGAUGGAUGUCACCCGACCCCUAACGCCUACUGUGGCACCAACUUCAACUCACGUCCAGGACACAGUCUGGUAGCCGAACUGUUUACCCCGGACAUGAAUUAUCAGGGCGAAUAUAAUCUGAAAGGACAUUUAGACAGAUUGGAGUACACUGAACUGAGAGCUCUAAACACACGAAACCAACAACACCUGACCAACUCGAAUAACGCGGGAUAUAAAAUUAAAACCGAGAACCAAGAGCAAUCCUGUAUGAUGGUAAACGACUACAUGGGUCAUUAUUACGCACAAGAACCCCAGCGCGUAAUGCAGCAUCAAACGUACGGGCAUCACGUGCAGCAAGAUGUGCCUCGGGACAUUUUAGGAAGGAAAGACUGCAUCCUGACAGAGAUGAACACUCAGCAUCACAUUGACAUCUCGCAUCAACAGCAGUUUAUAAACAAUGCGCAUUUUCCACCUCAGUACGCCCAGCAUCAACAGUACCACGGACAUUUUAAUAUGUUUAGCGAACCACUGCGGGCAAAUCACCCGGCCAUGCCAGGUGUGAUGCUGACUCCACCAUCCUCACCUCUCCUGGGAUUUUUAAGCCCAGAAGACAGCAAGCCAAAACGAGGGCGACGCUCUUGGGCGCGCAAAAGGACCGCGACGCACAGUUGUGAAUUCCCUGGAUGCGGGAAAACGUACACGAAAAGCUCCCAUUUGAAAGCGCACAUGCGGACGCACACAGGUGAGAAGCCCUACCACUGCAGUUGGGAAGGUUGUGGCUGGAAGUUCGCCAGGUCAGACGAACUGACGCGUCACUACAGGAAACACACCGGACACAGGCCAUUUCAGUGCCACCUGUGCGAGAGGGCUUUCUCCCGCUCAGAUCACCUGGCUCUGCACAUGAAGAGGCACAUGUAAACAUAAAGAGAGAGACUAUAUCUAUUUUAAGCAACAAGAGGAUUUAUAUCGACGAGACAACUCCUAUUUUGGGACAGCAGUUAUAUGUGAAUAGCGGUAAAAUGUCAUUUGAUUUAAAUUAUGACAGUAUUUAAUUGAAGGAGAUUCUUGUUCAUUUAGAAGGUAAAUUAUGUAGUACUUUUUCAGAUGUAUAAAAACGGGGCAGGACCCAUACUUUUGUAUAUAUGUUUUUUUUUUUUUGUAUUCCCAUUUAUACAUUUGUAUCAAGUCAGGGAGUAUUUUUCAUGAAUUUUCAGAAUAAUUAAAAGCCUUGCUUUUUUGUA